This is a messenger RNA of Elgaria multicarinata webbii, 7907 nucleotides long. RefSeq names its product pleckstrin homology and RhoGEF domain containing G4 (gene PLEKHG4). The transcript has 23 exons. NCBI's taxonomy places the organism in Eukaryota, Metazoa, Chordata, Lepidosauria, Squamata, Anguidae. The record is from RefSeq and is a predicted model, not a curated record. Bases 53 to 6100 code for a protein of 2015 amino acids. Gene Ontology annotation, molecular function: guanyl-nucleotide exchange factor activity.
CCAGAGCGCCAGGACGCCGCUAGCGCCGGGCAGAGGUUGGCGGCGGGCAGUCAUGGAUUCCCAGUCCCUGGACGGGUGUAUCCAAAGUACGCUGUCGGUGCUCUACCCCCCUUUCAAGAUCACAGCAGCCACUGUUCUGUGUCAGGUUUUUGACGUGGUGGAGAAGACAUACUGUGGGGAUGGCCUGCGCUACCUCAUCGACUUCCUGAUUCCAGCCAAGCACAUCUUGCAAUGUGUCCAGCAGGAUGCCUGUGUCCAGUAUUGUGGUUUGCUGUUCCGGCACGAGGGCUGGCCCCUCUGCAUCCAUGAGAAGAUUGUAGUCCAGCUUGCCUCCCUGGACUGGCGGAUCCUGAGGCCUGGAGACUUCUACCUGCAGGUGGUCCCUUACUUGAAAAAGUCCCCACAAGUCAUUGUGAAAUGCUUGGCCAAGGACAAACAUAAUGUGGAGGAGCUUGUGGUGCCUGAAGUUUCCUAUACCUCCAUCUUCACUGCGGAAUGGCUGAGCUGCAUCAACAAGGAGAGGGUGGGAACAGCACUGGAGAACUGCUUGCUAGCCUCAGACGAUAACAUAUUCCGGGUGCCGUGGGAAAAAAUAGUCAACCCAGAGUUUAUCAGUAAGCCCCAAACUAUGGAAAAAAAUGCAAGUUCUGCUCCUGUGCCUCAAUGGUCUUCUUCUCUGGCUUUUGCAGUGGAGCAGCGCCAGAGCAGCCCCCCUGAGGUGGGACCCCCAUUUUCCCGUGGGCCAGGAGACAAUGUGUUCAUGGCCAUAACAGAGGAAUCUGCGAGAGAAGCUGCCAGCAAAGAGUGUGCAAGCCCUGUGCUGGGGGAGGAUCCUGAGUGGGACCUGGAACGAGAAUAUGUGGAGCUGACAGAUGUCUCCCUGCCUACAUGCGGGCCCCCAAGGGGAUCCACGACUCAGUCAGUUGCUCCCGGUUAUUGCACUAAGCCCAGGAGGAGAGCAGAGAAGAGGCCAGUGGCCAGUCAGGACAGCAGCACUCGUUUGCAGAAUGGACUUUGUUUAGCACUGACAGCAGAGCCACAUAGGCAACGGGAGACUUCAGAUGGCCAGGCUAGUCGUGCUGGGAAUUGUUUGAAGAAGAAGAAUGAAACAGGAAGGGACAAAUUGCUACUAAAUGGAUCUGAAGAGCACCCAGGCUCUGUGUUUGCCAAUGUGGCCUCUGAAGCCUCCGGCAUCGAUGAGCCUUCCCACGCACAGUUGUUACAGGCACAUGUGGAGCAUGAGCUUGACUGGAGGUAUGCCAUGUGCAGUUACAAUGAUGGAGAGGAGGGUGCUGAACGGAAACCUCCAACAGCACCGGAAACAUCUGAAACAACAGCAAUAGCUCAGAGGAGCAGCUCAGAGUUAGAAAACAGCCACAGGGGCUCUGAGCACUGCUCUGGUGUGCUUGGUAUGGAGGCAGCGCAGGAACUAGGCAGCAGCAGCAUGAGGAGUGGCAAAGAGCUCCUUUCUGGGUCUCACAUGAGACAUUUGACAGUUUGUCAUAGCUGUGAGGAGACCUCUGGCAGCUCCAGACUGAGCCUGCAGGAAAAUGCUUUCCCCCCACCUACAACCACGUCAUUACUCCCAGAACCCUCCUCUGGUGUGAGGGUGGCACACAGUCCCAUCUCACAGAAACCAUCAGAUGGGGUUGCAGGGCACUGCUCUGAGCAGCUGGUGUUGCAUCCGCUCCCAGAGCAGAUGGAGAAGAUGGGCCCAAGGCAAGCAGACAAGUUAGCAGGAUUGGGCAGAGGACUCACUGGGGACGGAAUCCCCCCGUGGCUGGCCAGCCAAAGUCUCCCUGAUAACGAGAGACAGCCCAGCUCUAGGCACCCUUUCCCCCUGAAAGGGCAGGCAGCGGAAUACCUGCUUGAAGAGGCUGGGCAAGAGAAUGGGGGCCGUUGUCCACAGCCAGCAGAGGGUGCUUCUCUGCUCAGCACUUCUGGGACAAUGCAGAACAGCCCGGUAGCAAAGCAGAAGGGGGACAGCAGCAGCAGCCCUUCUGGGGAGGCAGAGGCACAGGCUGAGGGCACCUCCAGCCAUGGGAACAAGGAAGGGACAGCAGUAGCAGCAGCAGGCUGGAUGGGCCAGCCAAGAGAGCCAAAGACUCGGCUGUUGGGAGCCUCCCAGGAGCUGGAACGUUUGCCAGGGCAAAGUGUGGGGAGCAACCAAGCCUCUUCACCAAAAGAGGAGUCAGGCAUAUGGACCCUCCUGAAAACUGGAUUCCAGCCUGCCCCUCUUGAGCCUCCAGAGCAGUGUCAGCCCAACAGGCCGGAGAUGGAGGAUGCAGAUGCACCCUCAGCACCACUGACACUCAGCUUGCCAGGCAGCACAAGGCACGGCACGAGCGGGGACCCAAUCACAGAAACCUCAUUGAAAUGGGCAAAAAAAGUCAACGGAGGAGCUGGCAAAGUUGCUCUGGUGUCGGACUAUUGUGAUUGUAGCUGGGAAGAAGGCUUGGCAUCCACUGCGCUCCAAGAACCGUCCCCCUUUCCAUCUAGUGGAAGUCUGCGAACUGCCCCCACUUCUGUGAAGGAGGUGAAUUGGGAGGUGCUUAGGAGCGGAGUUGCCUGCUUGCCCGGCACCAGAGACAAAUAUGGGCGGGCCGUGAUCAUCGUCACAAUGAGGAACACCGCUUGGCUGAACCCACACUGCAAUGCCAGCGAGCUGACGCGCCUCCUCCUGUACCUGCGCAGCAUCCUCAGGCCCGAGUGCCAGGCUUUGGGCCUAACCAUUCUGAUAGAUGCCCGGCGAUGCUCUCCAGUCCCAGCUCUCUUCAAAGCUUUCGCCAUCCUACAGGACACUGUCCCUCACUGUAUCCAUGGAGCCCUACUACUCGUGGAGAAAGAUUUCACCUUCCGGAUGGAGAAAUUGCCUUCUGUGCAGUGUGAAGUUCUCACCUCCAUGAAGUCUCUCCACAAGCAUAUCGAGAACAUGCAGCUACCCCUGGAAUUUGACGGGUCUGUUCCCUAUUGCCAUCAGGACUGGCUGCGCUUUCGGAUGCGUCUGGAGCACUUGCUGCAGGGAUGCCGAGGUGCCUGCGUGUUCCUCGAGGGGGCCAUCCAAGCAGUGGAGUCCAGCAGAUGGCCAGACAAAGCGGAGGAGGCUGACACCUUGCUGAAGAAUGACAGGCAAUUAAUGAAGAUGGUUCUUGAGGAUGCGCGGCUGGUCAGGCUGCAACUGGAGGGCGGGGCACUCCUGGCCCGCCUGAGGAAGGAGGAGUCCUGUGUGACUCUGUCAGAGGGCGACAGAGACACCCUGGAGGCAGCCGGCGCCCUCUACAACCGUGUGGAUGAGGGCAUCCACCAGCUGGUCUUGGUUUCCAACAAGCGCAUCCAGGCCCUGGAGCUGGUGAUGGAAUUUGAGGCCUUUGACAUUUGCUUUCGGGAGGUCGGUGGUUGGAUAGAGAAUGUUGGCCAAACGCGCCUCACGGAGCUGAGCGAGGCUGAUGAUGCCUUGGAGGCCGUUCUCCAAGCCCAGCACCAGCUCCAGGACUUUGAGCGUGUCGCCAGCGAAUAUUGCCAGAAGGGCUGGGAAGCUCUGAGGAAGGUGGAAAGUCAGUGGGAAGACUUUCCCUCUGUGGAGCCAUUGGAAGGCUGUGAAGUCAAGCUGCAGAGGUGCAGAAACCAGCUGCAAGGAUUCUGCCGCCAACUGGAAGCCAGCAGGAGCCGACUAGACCAGGCCGUCGAGCUUUAUGCGUUCUUGGACCAGGCGAGUGAGUGGGCCUUCGAGGGGAUGCACCACCUUGCCAGCAUCAGCAUGGAGGGCUGCAGCUCCCUGGAACAGUGUUCAGCAGCCAUCGUAUCCCUGGAGAGCUACUGCCAGCAGCACCCCAAAAUCAGCGAUGCCAAAUUCCAGGAGAUGAAAGAGCUGGCGUGUCGACUGAAGAGCAGCAAGGCCUUGGCUCGGUGGCAGUUUGCCUGGUCCAAGUGCCAGGAGACGAUGAUGGGCUUUGGAAUCAAGCUGGAGGCGGCCCUGGGGACCAGGAGGUCUUUGCGUCUGGACUGUGAGCCAUCGCUGGAGGGAGAGUCAGACUGGCCCGGCCAGGAGGGCAGGCUGCAUUUGGAGGGGGCUGCUCGGACCACAUGCUCUGGCCCGGCUCCCUUCCACAAGAGGCCCAUUUGCCCCCCUGGGUGGGCUGGGGAGAGAGUGGUGGGCUGUGCGGAGCAUGCUCGGACAGAGGAGCAGCCCGUGCUCCAGGCUGCUCCCAGGGGACGUGGAGGCACCCCUGAAGCGUCAGCGCUGCCGUGCUGUGUCCGUAGGGGGCAGGGGCCCCUAGGGAGCAUUGUGGAAGUCCUGGCAGCUGCGUCCUCCCGCCCUGAAACCCCCACUUCUCAGCAGCCAUCUCCCAAAAGGCCCUUGAGGAAGGCGCAGAGCUUUGACCUGCCCUGCGCAGAGAGCCUGCGCUCUGGCUGCCAGCGGACUCUGAGCGAGCCAUCCCACCACGGCAACACCGGGGUCUUCAUCAGAGGCUUGGAAGUCAGCAGCACUGAGCUUGGAGAGAGGACCUGCGGGGCCCAGCCUCAUCCCAUCUCAGCCAGGUGGGCUGCAGGUGGCAUCACGCCGGAGGAGAGGCCGAGCAGCGUCCCCCUGCUGGAGGCCAAAAGCUGGGGCAGCAAACUGCGGCACAUCAUUGAUGAGAUGGUGACGACUGAGCAAGAGUAUGUGCGGUCCUUGCGCUACGUCAUUGAGAGCUAUUUCCCUGAGAUGGAGCGGGUGGAUCUACCCCAAGACCUGAGGGGGAAGCGGAGCGUCAUUUUUGGGAACCUGGAGAAGCUCUAUGAUUUCCACAGCCAGUACUUCCUGCGGGAGUUGGAACACUGCUGCAACCAUCCACUGCGCGUCAGCCACUGUUUCCUGCGACACAAAGACCAGUUUGGGUUGUAUGCACUCUACAGCAAAAACAAGCCCAAGUCUGACUUGCUCCUGGCCGGUCACGGGAACGCUUUCUUCAGGUUCAAGCAGCUGCAGCUGGGAGACAAGAUGGACCUGGCAUCCUACCUCCUGAAGCCCAUCCAGCGCAUGAGCAAGUACGGCCUCCUCCUCAAAGACCUCACCAGGCAAUGCGGAGAGGCACAGGAGCAGGAGCUGUUCUACCUGCGAGCAGCCGAGGAGAUGGUGCGCUUCCAGCUGCGACAUGGCAACGACCUCCUGGCAAUGGAUGCCAUCCGGGACUGCGACGUGAACCUCAAGGAACAAGGGCAGCUGGUGCGCCAGGAUGAGUUCAGCGUGUCCGUGGGCCGCAGGAAGUGUCAGCGCCACGUCUUCCUCUUUGAGGACUUGAUCCUUUUCAGCAAGCCCAAGCGGAUUGAGCGGGGCCUGGAUGUCUACAUCUACAAGCGCUCCUUUAAGACAGCGGACAUCGGCCUGACAGAGACCUCUGGCGAGAGCGGCCUGCGCUUUGAGAUCUGGUUUAGGCGGCGGAAGUCAAGUGACACCUACGUCCUGCAGGCUGGCAGCACAGAGACCAAGCAGGCCUGGACAAGUGAUAUCACCAGGAUCCUGUGGGAGCAAGCUGCCCGCAACAAAGAAAUCCGCCUGCAGGAGAUGGUGUCCAUGGGUGUGGGGAACAAGCCUUUUCUGGACAUCAAGCCCAGUGAAGCCGCCAUCCACGACCGCGCCAUUGAUUACAUUAUGAAAGGCAGAGGAGCAAGGACGCGGGCCUCCAUUGCUGUGUCCCUCUUUGACCACGCCAACCCCUACAAGAGGUCACAAGCUGCUCUGCCCGCCGGCGGCCCAUCCUCCUGCUCGGUGCUCGCGCCUCUCAACCUGCACAUGUACCUGGAUCAAGCCCUGCUGCCAAGUGUGCUGGCCAAGAGCUGUCCCUUUGAUGCCGGGGCUUGCGUGGAGGAGGACGAGGUGGAGAAUGAGACCAGCAGCCAGCCUUCCUUGACAACUGAGAGCUCUGAGUCAUCGACCUCGCAGUGCUUAUCCGGAAGUGGCUCCACCGGCUCUGACAGUGGCUGUGUCUCCAGCAUUCCCCAGGAGAGCUUCUGUGACAAUCUAGGACCCCCCCUCUUCUCCUCAGCAGGCUCUUCCUUGGCCCCCCAGCCAGAGGAGAAGCCCUGUUUUCCCAAAAGCCAGUACGUUUCAGCGGUCUGAAUGCCGGUUCUCCUGUUUCUGAGCAGCCAGGAAGACGGCGCUAAUGUGUCCCACACACACACAGCAGUCGGGAUCGCACUGUGGUAGCUGGGGAGCUCUGUGCCUCUCCAGGUCUGUGACUAACUAGACAUGGCCACAGCACUGGACAAGAAAAUACCUCUUUUUUGGUAGUGUUACUGAAUUAGAGAGGGGGUCGCACCUACCCACCCCAGGGGCUCAGUUCCACAGAGGUAGCCAGUGUUUCCCUUGGAUACUGCGUCAGAAAAGCCACACAGUGGCUGGAAGCCCAGUGAGCAGCAGUGAAAGGGGCCUGAGCAAUUGAGCAGGGUGGGGAGACGAGAGACACAGGCUCAGUGGGCUGGUUGUGGCGAUUUGGUGGGCUGGGUAUGACACCCUGUAGAAGGACAGUUGUACACCUGCACAAAGAGCACAGAUUUAAGAGAUGUUUGAGGUCACUUGUUUCUUUACAAAUGACUGAUUUUGUUCCACAAGCUGCACAUUUUAAAAAAGGUUUUUGAAGCUCAGAACGAAACAAAUUAUUUAUUUUUAAAAAAUAGAAUAAUGUUCUCUUAAACCAUUUUUCCAGGCGGGUUCUCUUUGUUUAGUUUUGCCUGAUCUGGAGAUAAUUUAUUUCCUUGUUUUCACUCUUAAUUACUUCAUUAGCGGAUCCCACAUGGGUGCCCCUCUUGUGUAGCUGUCGCUAAAAGAGCCAUCUCAGAUUGGCAGAACAUGAAGAAGCUAAAUGAACCCUUUGGACAGACACUCUUUGUAGGGGAUAGGGGGAGAACAUCAAAAUUGGCUCAGUGUAGAAUGGCUUGAACAAUUACAGACAGCAGAUGUGGGAAGAAAUUGUAUUUUUAAUGCUCCUUUGCAUUAAAAAAAAAAACCUCCCUGAAAAUAGAAAACUAGCAUGGCAGGUAGCAGCGUGAUCGAUUACCUUCCUCCUUGGAGCGCUGGUUUUUAACUUUUAGGGAGUUUUACAUAGGGGAGCAUUCUGCCUCAUUUGUAUCCUGAAGUGUAGAGUCCAUUCUGUCACCUCGUUCUGUUCCGUGCAGCACUGGGCUCCGAGCUUUCACACCUCCACGCACAAAGCCAGAGGGGGGAGGGGGGCUUCCAGUGUCAAUGCAAGUUGGGCUAAUAGAGGCCACUCUGGCUCUUGGAUGUUUGUGCCAGUUCCUUGACAGGUACCAUUUGUGGCCUCUAGGCAGGGCAGGGCUUUGCCUUCUUGCACCCUCAGCGACGGUUCUCAGCUGUUGUGAUUCAGAUGUGCUUCUCUCGCCCCUUGCUUCUUAACUGUAUUCCCUUUUCAAUCUUAAAAUCCAGAUGCUGCAAAUAUGACCCUUUUUAAUGUAUCUUUAUUUAAGAUUCAGCCUUCACAUGCACACCCCGCACUUCAAGAAUGGAACACCAGAUCCCUGUGAUAACGUGUUGUAUGGAAACAGCUGAGUGGGAAUUCUGCUAGCACCCUCCAAGCGCCUAUUAAUAUUUUGGUUAAAUCUAAUAUUUCAGGAGAGGAGGGGUUUAUGAGGAACUGAAGGGAGCACGGAGCAAUUUUGCAUGAGCCAUUAUCUCACCAAUAUCUGGAAUUUCUCAAUUUAGGCAAUAUUUUUCAUGACUAGGAGGGGCAGGGAUCCUUGAUGUGUGCCUGGCACCGAUGUUAUUUUUUAGGUUUGACUAAAUUACUUAAUAAAACUUGUUACUUCCAAAAACAUUGUUGCUUGAUUCUGUGGUUACUUCUAAGAGAAAACCUGGUCUGUUUGUAAAAUACAGUACUCACAAGAGAUGCUGUCUAUUGCCGGAAGCAGAA